AUGGUUGGCGCCGAUCCCCCUCUGCGCCAAAAGCGGCUGGCGCCGGUGCCGGGCUGCGGCGUGGCCCGCGCCCUCGGCGUGUCCAACUUCGGGGUGCGACACCUGGAGGAGUUGCUGUCGGAUGGUCCGCAGAGGCCUGUGGCGGUGAACCAGGCUAUGGCAGAACUGGCACUCGAGCUCGACUUCUGCAAGCAGACUGCAUGGCCCAUGCGCAAGGGCUAUCGCCACUUCUUGGAUGGCAGGAACACAUCAGGACGUUCCUCGUACUCCAAGUCAGUUGAUAGCAAGUGGCUGCGCAGGUUGGAAUCCCGCGAGCAUGCGACUGCAAGGCUGGCCCACAGGAACAAGCACUCACAGCAGAAGAUCGAUGCCGGUCAGAUUAAGUCCAAAAAAUAUAGAAGCCCGCAGGAGCAGGAAAGUUGGAUGAUGUCAAGAGAGAGUGAAGGACUAGAUUGGGAGAACUUUGACAGUUGGUCUCUGGAGUGGUUUCAUGACUUUGACGACCUGUCCGAAGUGGACUGGGAUAGCGGUUCUGAGUCGACUUACUCUGGGAUUUCAGGUCUCUCGACGCGUAGUUCUUGCUCAACCUCCAGCAGCGCCUCCAACAAGUCAGAGGAGCCGACGCGGUGGGAAAUGGCGCAACGCGCCGCAGAAAGUACCGCAGAGACGUAUCGCCAGCUAGUGCCCGCAAGGCCCAAGGUCGUCAGCUCCAGGCCGAAAGUGGCGACACCCAAGCAGCAUGACGAGAUCUUGCCCGUGCCUCACGUGCCUCACGUGCAAGUUUCAGUGGAUCCGCCCUUCCCGGAAGCUCAUGCUUCUGCUUUAGCGUUUGCAGGCAAGGAAUCCGGGCAGAGCCUGCGGAUAGGCAAGUGCCUUCGUGGGAAGCCUGAGCAGCCCAAGCUUUAUGGCCUGGAGGAGAUCGAUGCCUGCUCGCCAGAGUAUGAAGCAGUUACUUGGUAUUUCAAGCAGACGCUGUUCAGUGCGGCCGAGAUCCAUUCACUCUCCCGGAUAACGCGACAGAGCGUUCAGCAGCGCUUUCUGAGCAAUGGGGACAACACACUCAUGUUCCACGGCUGCAGGAGCCCGCACAACUAUGAGCGUAUCCUCAGUCAUGGUUUCAAGACUUCUUGCUGUCGCAGUGGUGGUCCUGGCUAUGGCACCUGGUUCGCAUACAACGCGCAAUACAGCGACACUGGCUAUGCCCAUCAGACGGGAGGAAAGUACAUUUUGAUUGCAUCCAAGUCUCGAGACGACGCUCGUGACCAGCUCCGGGCCAUGGCGCUUGCUCGCUCCCGGUACUUGGUGGAGGUCGAGCUGCACCCCUGGUGGCCGCAGUCUGCUUUGCGGAAGUACUGUCAGCAGAAGCACAUCGCUCUGAUGGCCUACGGCUCGCUUGGCAGCUCCUUGCUGGGCGGAGCCACCUUGCGCGCCCCGGCGGUCCUGAAGGUGGCGAAGCGUGUGGGCCGGUCACCGGCGCAGGUCUUGCUGCGCUGGGCCGUCCAGCAGGGCUUAGCAGUCAUACCGCAGGGCGCACGAUAUGGGAAGAUCUCCGAAGAGACGGAGAUGGGCGCACGGCCUCGUGGGCAGCAGGUGAGAGAGGUCAAGUGGUGCCCGCCCGAUGAGGACGACCAUCGGCGGCAGGACAUGCUCUCAGGCCUGCAGUUUCUACUCCGUCGAGUAAGCCUCCGCCAAAAGGUGGGGAUCUUCCUCUUCGCGGCCAUUGCCCUGCUUUGGAUGUUGGGCGCAUUUUCGUCCUCGGCCUCUCCGAGCGAACAGGUGAGGCCAAUGAAAUCGAGGCCCAGAGCCUUCCGUGGUCCUGCAGUGGACGCAGGCACCAUUCUGGAAGUGGUGCGUGACGCACCAAUCAUGGCUACGGAUCAUCACGGACCUAUCUGGGGUCAGAUGAGCGGUGAAGUCUUUGCUGGCCACUUGCUGGAGGCUGCGGGGCCGCCAGUGACCGAAGACGGGCACACCUUGAUCGCCCUGGCCCGGGGAGGCGCCAUCGAGGCAUCUCGAGUCAAGGUGGCCGACCCGGAAGACGUGGCCCAGUUCAGAGCAAAGGCCGAGGAGGACAUGGUAGCGCAGGACUACAAGGCACCGGCAAUCCACAUGGGUACGCCGCUGCAGGUGGUGGAGCAGGGUCCUGUCUUUGCAGCUGACGAGCAUGGCCCGGUCUGGGGCUCCGAAAUCGGGGAGGUGCUCCCGGGGCAGAUCGUGCACGCAGCUGGCAGCCCCAUCACGGAGGACGGCCAUACCUCGGUGCUGCUGCAGACGGGUGGCGCCAUCGAUGUGGGCCUUGUGCAGGUGGCCGAGGAGGAGCCAGAGCGACAGGAGGGUUUCCAAGAGCCCGGAGAAUCUGCCGGGGAGUUCGCGCAAGGUGGCGAUGGACCUGGCUUUCCAGACGGGCAAUUUCAGCCUGCAGGGGCAAAGUUCCCCGGGGAAGGCAAAGCACUUCCGGAAGGCCAAGGCGCUGACGAGUUUGCUGGAAACGGACAUUUUCCACCAGGACAAAGGCAACCAGUUGCAGAGCAAAACCAGUUUGGUGAAUUCAAUGGCGUUGCAGAGCCACAGCAAGGUGAGCCCGACAUGCAUGAUGGUCAGUUCGGGCACCAUGGCAUGGCAGAGCCACAGCAAGGUGAGCCUGGCAUGAACGAUGGUCAGUUCGGGCACGAUGGCAUGGCAGAGCCACAGCAAGGUGAGCCUGGCAUGAACGAUGGUCAGUUCGGGCACGAUGGCAUGGCAGAGCCACAGCAAGGUGAGCCUGGCAUGAACGAUGGUCAGUUCGGGCACGAUGGCAUGGCAGAGCCACAACAAGGUGAGCCCGGCAUGCACAGUGAUCAGUCCGGGCAUGACGGCAUGGCAGAGCCACAAGAAGGUGACCCCGGCAUGCACGAUGAUCAGUUCGGGCAUGACGGCAUGGCAGAGCCACAGGAAGGUGAGCCUGGCAUGCACGAUGGUCAGUUCGGGCACGCACAGCAAGGUGAGCCCGGUAUGCACGGUGAUCAGUUCGGGCAUGACGGCAUGGCAGAGCCACAGCAAGGCGAGCCUGGCAUGCACGAUGGUCAGUUUGGGCAUGAUGGCAUGGCAGAGCCACAGCAAGGCGAGCCAGGCAUGCACGGUGAUCAGUUUGGGCAUGACGGCAUGGCAGAGCCACAGGAAGGUGAGCCCGGCAUGCACGAUGGUCAGUUCGGGCAUGACGGCAUGGCAGAGCCGCAGCAAGGUGAGCCAGGCAUGCACGGUGAUGAGUUUGGGCACGAUGGCAUGGCAGAGCCACAUGAAGGUGAGCCCGGUAUGCACGGUGCAGAGCCGCAGCAAGGCGAGCCCGGCAUGCACGAUGAUCAGUUUGUGCACGACGGCAUGGCAGAGCCGCAGCAAGGCGAGCCCGGCAUGCAUGAUGAUCAGGUUGGGCAUGAUGGCAUGGCAGAGCCGCAGCAAGGCGAGCCAGGCAUGCACGGUGAUCAGUUCGUGCAUGAGGGCAUGGCAGAGCCACAGGAAGGUGAGCCCGGCAUGCACGAUGGUCAGUUCGGGCACGAUAGCAUGGCAGAGCCACAGCAAGGCGAGCCCGGCAUGCACGAUGGCCAGUUUGGGCAUGAUGGCAUGGCAGAGCCACAGCAAGGCGAGCCUGGCAUGCACAAUGAUCAGUUUGGGCACAAUGGCAUUGCAGAGCCACAGGAAGGUGAGCCCGGUUUGCACGGCGCAGAGCCGCAGCAAGGCGAGCCCUAG
Effrenium voratum is the source of this 3723-nucleotide messenger RNA. NCBI's taxonomy places the organism in Eukaryota, Dinophyceae, Suessiales, Symbiodiniaceae. The record is from the annotation of a GenBank genome assembly.